AUGCUGCAGAGCAUCCUGGCUCUCGGAGCGCUGCUCGCCCCGCACCCGGUGCUACGGAGCCGCCGAAUCGCAGUCGGGAUGAACGAGGCAUCGCAAGUACCGCCGUCGCCUGUCGUCUCAGUCGUCCUGCCGGAAGGCAAGGCUGCUGGUGACCUUCUGCUCAUUCAGCCUCCACGCGGAGCCCAGUGCCAGGUAGUUGUGCCGGAAGGCGUCGCGCCGGGCCAGAGCUUCUCCGUGCAGCUCCCUGCCACGGUGAGCGCCGCGCGGCGUGUGCGCGCAAAGUAUGGGGACGACGCGGCGGGUUUUGUUGACCUGAGUGACUCGGGCGAGCGGGCCAAGCUGUCCCGCCUCGAGAGCGACCUCGCGCAAUUCAAAGCUGAGCGUGGGCUGGCCGACAGGAGGCUGGCUGGCGGCGCCGCGGCUGAGCUGCAGGAGGAGGAGGAGGCGACGCCGCUCGCGCGCGUCAUCAACACCCUCGGCACUGUGCUCACCUUCAACUUUUUCGUCAUCAUCCUGUUCUUUGCCUGGUUCCUCACCGGCGUCGGACUCCAGUUUGGCGCGCACGACGAGGCGGUGAUGAACACGUUUCGUACCGCGUGGGACCCGCUCAUCCUGCCUCUCCUCUCGACGCACAUGGCCCUCACCUUCCUCUCGGCGGGGCUCGAGAGGCUAGCCAAGCCGGCGGAGGAAGGGUAGACGGCAACGGGGGAGCGCCGCCUGUGCGCGAGAGGCACCGCCACCGGCACGGCUCGACACCGUGCUCUUUAGAAUUCACUCGCUCUCUCUCCGAUGUCGCGGAAGCGCGGCGAGUUCGUCUCUUUAAGAUAGUCGUCUUUUGUAUCUCAGUCUUGACAACGCAAGACUGAGGGCAAGUCGC
Molecule: messenger RNA, 877 nt
Organism: Emiliania huxleyi CCMP1516
Lineage: Eukaryota; Haptophyta; Isochrysidales; Noelaerhabdaceae
Exons: 3
Coding region: 1-696 (231 amino acids)
Source: RefSeq, a predicted model, not a curated record